AUGUCAGACCCAAAUAGCUAUGCUAGUUCCUCGGGUACUCCUCCGUCCCUGUCCCCUUCGCCAUCAUCCAUUCCAGCCACUCCUACAAGCAGAAGACAACGGCUUCUCGGUUUUGCAAGAGCUACUCGUGACACGUAUAUCCCCAAAAUAACAACUUCAGUUUCUCUGUUUGCCUCUGGAAUCGGUUCUAGAGCGAUUGAAUAUGAUGAAUAUGGUAUGGUGGCUUCGUUGCCUAGUAAUACCCAGUUUACCUUAUACCCAUCUUACACAAGAAAGAUAGAUGGCAAGUACAUUGUCACUGUUCGAGGAUGGAUGUGGUGUCCAGGAAAUAUGUCCAGGAAAAACAGAUUGGUCUUAUCCUUGGCUAAACAGGUCACUCGUUCUAAUGACGAUACUGCCCAAGUGGCCGUAGAUCGUCUCGAACAUGACCCAACAUUAUCUCAGAACAUCGCCACAGAAGAUGAAUCUGACAGUGCAUCAAUAUCAACAUCUGCAUCAAAUGGCUCUGGAGCUACUUCGGCAUCAUCUCAACUGAGAGAUUCUGAUGCAAGACUUCGAAGUCGUCUUUCUUCGUUCUUGGCCAGGUCUAUACCUAACGCGGGACUUGCUAUCGUUGUUGGUGCUGCUGAUUCUCUGAAAGCUACAGAACUACGGCUGGUGUCUGUUGUGACCGACCCUAAUGGUCAUUUCAAAGCAGAAAUCGAUGUGUCGUACGCUCCCUCAGUCGUACAAGUUGUGAGUAAGAUCGACGAAGCGGUCUGUGCAUUUCAAGAAAUCCAUCAUGUUGAAUACAAUGGAUACGGUGUUAUUAGUGAUAUUGAUGACACUGUCAAGCUUACAGGAGUGAUAGGUGAUAAGAGAGAGCUUAUGAGGCGCUUACUUUUAGGUGAGAUUGAGUCUUGGGAGAUCAAAGCGGUUGUUUCAUGGUUCAAUAACAUCCACGCCCGCUUCAAUGCUACGUUUUUCUAUGUUUCUAAUUCUCCUUGGCAAUUUUUUAAUGUUAUUCAAGAGUAUGUGCCUCAGGUUCAACUUCCACCAGGCUCCUUCCAUUUGAAGCAAUACACUGGCAAUAUCAUUUCUUCUCUAAUGGAGCCAUCAAGUUCAAGAAAGAAAACAUCGCUUUCUAAAAUUUUGAAUGAUUUUCCGGAGAAACUUUUCAUUUGUGUGGGAGAUUCAGGAGAACAUGAUUUUGAGGCAUACGUCGAUCUUGCGGUUUCUUAUCCAAGUCAAGUCAGGGGAAUUUAUAUCCGUGCGGUAGAAGAUUCAUUAUCCGAUGUUGAUGAUUCGAACAUCUUAAAGGAAAUGAAACGACUUUUGAGAGAGUGGAAAAGAAAACAAUCCCCCAAAGUUACGGAGAAGAAGCCGAAGGCACCGCUUGAUGAUUUAAUUGACCUUUCCGAUGGCUCAUCAUCAGCAAGUAACGCUACCGAGAAGACAGUGACACCGGUUAAGAAACCUCCACCAGCAAUUCCUAAGAAACCGCUGGCUUUGAAAGGCUCAACUGUCAAUAAAGUACCGCCACUUCCUGAGAGAAGAUACCUCCAAGGUAGUCUGACUGAUACUAAAGUUUUGCAUGAACAUAUUGCAGAGCAAAGGGGUGAGACACCACCGCCACUUCCAAGGAGAACAACGUCGCCUGCUACGUUUGAAGACCACGCAGAUAAUCUCGAUCACCAAAUUAAUCUCCUCCGCAUUCACGACAUUUCAAGCUAUUACGAGCUUGAAGAUUAUGAUAAGAAGGGCGCUAUAUGGCUUCAACGUCUCACUAAAGCACUUGAAUUACUCGAUGGUGCUGGGGUCGACAUUGCCUUCUUUGAGGAUCAUGAAAAGACGUUCUUCGCAGAGACAAUGACUUACCUUGAUAGACAGAGACACUAA
Candidozyma haemuli is the source of this 1878-nucleotide messenger RNA. Its product is annotated as phosphatidate phosphatase. The record is from RefSeq and is a predicted model, not a curated record. Gene Ontology annotation, cellular component: actin cortical patch. Gene Ontology annotation, molecular function: phosphatidate phosphatase activity. Lineage: Eukaryota; Fungi; Ascomycota; Pichiomycetes; Serinales; Metschnikowiaceae. Bases 1 to 1878 code for a protein of 625 amino acids. The transcript has a single exon.